AUGCUCCAACAACCAGUAUCGAGGGAAUUACGCUCAUUUCAAUCACUUUCACGUUUUUCUGGACCACGCGGAUUGCUAAGCAGGCGUCAAUCGAAUUCUAGACGCUAUUUGCAAUCACGGCGCAGAACUACCGAAGCUUACGUGGGUGAUUCCCAGGUGCUGUCAGCACUGGGACCUGGCUCAUCCACGGAAUAUAGAGGCUUCUUGCCAACUAGGAAGAAAACUUUCUCAUUAUCUAUGGAAGUAAGCCCAUUACGACCAUGGUGUGAUAGUAUUUUGGAAGACGAUUGUCAGAAACAAACCCAAGUUGGUUGGGAUAGUGAAGCGGAUAUUAUUGACGAUGAAUGCGAUUUACCCUAUCCAGGAUUUACCGAACUAGCCUUAUACUGUUUACGGCAAGCAGUACCACCACGUUCAUGGGCGUUACGGAUGGUUAUGAAUCCGUGGUUUGAUCGGAUAACAAUGUUUGUUAUUUUGGUCAACUGUGUAACGCUUGGAAUGUAUCGGCCAUGUGAGGAUAAUGAUAAUUGUACGACAUAUCGUUGCUACGUUCUCUCAACUAUUGAUCAUAUCAUUUUUGCAUAUUUUGCUAUAGAAAUGAUGAUCAAAAUAGUUGCACUCGGGUUCUAUGGCUCAGCCGCUUAUCUUUCUGAUACUUGGAAUCGCCUUGAUUUUUUUAUUGUUUGUGCAGGGUGUGCAGAAUAUCUAUUACAAGAAUAUUUGGGUAAUAUAAAUUUAACCGCUAUACGAACAAUUCGUGUACUUCGACCGUUACGUGCUGUCAAUAGGAUACCAUCUAUGAGAAUUCUUGUUAACCUAUUAUUGGACACAUUACCGAUGCUCGGCAAUGUAUUGUUGUUAUGUUUCUUUGUCUUUUUCAUAUUUGGUAUUGUUGGUGUUCAGUUAUGGGCUGGACUACUUAGAAAUCGCUGUGUUAUUAGCUUACCCAAAAUAAAUGCUGAUAUUGAUGUCUCAGAUAUAUCACUUACACGAUACUAUAUACCAGAGGACACCUCGCUAGAAUAUAUAUGUAGUCAAGCUGAUUCAUCAGGUCUUCAUACAUGCAAUAAUUUACCUCCUUACGUACACAACGGAGUUAAAUGUAAUUUAACAAUACAUGAAUGGGCAAAUGUAAAAAAUGACACAACAGCGUGUGUAAAUUGGAAUGCUUACUAUAAUGAAUGCAAAGUUAUGCAUCGUAAUCCAUUCCAAGGAUCCAUAUCUUUUGAUAAUAUUGGCUUCGCAUGGAUUGCUAUCUUUCUCGUAAUAAGCUUAGAAGGAUGGACAGAUAUAAUGUACUAUGUACAAGAUGCGCAUUCAUUUUGGAAUUGGAUAUAUUUUGUCUUACUGAUUAUUGUAGGAGCAUUUUUCAUGAUCAAUUUAUGUUUGGUUGUUAUUGCGACACAGUUUGCGGAAACGAAACGACGUGAAACAGAACGAAUGAUUGAAGAAAGAAAAAGACUACGAUCAUCAGGAUCUCUUAGUAGUGAUCCAGCUCAUUCAUCGAGAGAUGGUGAAGGUGGUGACAGUGUUUAUGCAGCUAUAAUCAAAUCUAUAAGACAUUAUUCUCGUCGAUUGAAAAGACGAUUUCUUAAGCAAUGGAAGAUUUGGGAAGAACGUUUUGCAACGAGACGAAAAUUCUUCAAAGGUCUUUCUAAUGACACUCAUCCAAAAGCUGGAAAUUCUGAAGAAACGAAGACGAAAGAUAUUCAAGUUACUAAUGCUGCUACAAAUGAUAAAUUAUUACCGUUGGAAAGUACUUAUCAUGAAGAAAGUAAAUUGCAAAGCAGUGUUAAGAAUCUGAAAUGGAAUGGAAGUAUGAAUGAUUGCACAACAAGCAGUGUAGAAAGCGACAUGGAAAUAGGUUCAACGAAUGACAAUCAGCUUACCUCUCUGAAAAAAUCUCUUCGGGUGGGAGACUUGUCGAGUGGUGAGGAAAGUGAUGUGGAACUUUCCGAUCAAUUAUCCGGAACCGAAAGUGAGCUUGAUUGUGACGUUGCUGGUGGUGUCGAUAGCAGCGAUGGCUGUGGUCAUCAUUCCCGCAUUAAAUCAGAUAAGUUAACGAAAACAAUUUCUACGCUAUUUGGUCAACUCCGUAAAAAGCUUCGAGCAUUUGUAGUUUGUAAUCAUUUCAAACGCGGUAUUUUAUUCGCUAUUUUAAUUAAUACUCUCAGUAUGGGUGUCGAGUACCAUCAGCAGCCUGAAUUGCUGACAACAAUCUUAGAAAUCAGUAAUUACUUUUUCACUGGUUUAUUCGCAUUGGAAAUGUUGCUCAAAAUAGGUGCAGAUGGUUUAUUUGGAUAUCUUUCUGAUGGAUUCAAUCUUUUUGAUGGUGGAAUAGUUGCACUGAGUGUGUUGGAAUUGUUUCAAGAAGGAAAGGGAGGGUUAUCAGUACUUCGAACAUUUCGUCUACUUCGGAUUUUAAAACUGGUCCGAUUUAUGCCAGCUUUACGGUAUCAAUUAGUUGUUAUGUUACGUACAAUGGAUAAUGUGACAGUAUUCUUUGGAUUACUUGUUCUGUUCAUCUUUAUUUUCAGUAUAUUGGGGAUGAACUUAUUUGGAUGCAAGUUUUGCAAAAAUCCUGUCAAUGCAAUGGAUCAGACAAAAAAGUGUGAACGGAAAAACUUCGACUCGCUUUUGUGGGCACUGGUCACUGUUUUUCAGAUUUUAACACAAGAGGAUUGGAAUGUCGUUUUAUUUAAUGGUAUGGCUCGUACGACACCUUGGGCAGCUCUGUACUUUGUUGCUUUGAUGACAUUUGGCAACUACGUACUGUUUAAUUUGCUUGUUGCCAUCCUGGUUGAAGGUUUUCAAGAAAGUAAAGAAGAAGAAAAACGACAGCUGGAAGAAGAAGCUAUGAAGAAAGCAACUGUUGAGGAAGAAGAAAGAAAGCGAGAAUUGGAACUAUUUCUGGCUAAAGCUUCCUCCUCAUCCACUUAUCUUAAUCAAAAGAGUUCUCCCACAUAUUACUCUUAUAACCGUGGGCCAGGUAAUUUUCAAGCAUUUCAAGAUGUAUAUCAAAUGAGGUACAGUGUUCCGACAAGUCCAGAUGAUGAAGAGGAAGGUGAAAAAUCAUCGCAGCAACAAUCGUUCCUUACCAGACGAACUGGUAGUUUUAAUCGCCAUCAUCUGCCAAAAGCUAUUAAUCCAAAUCUUAAUUUUCGAUUAGACCGACAUACUUCACUUAUUCUGCCUCAGAUGGUAUCAUACUUUGACCCUUAUUCAAGUGAUGAAGUGCGACAACGUAUGAAUAGUUGGUGUGGAAUGCAAACGAGGCUCAAUCCAAUUCGCUCUAUUGGUGGUCGACAAGCCGUUAUUGAGGCAUACACAAGAGAUAGACUAAUUGAGGUUAAUGAAGAAUUGCAAAUAGCGAUUGAACAAGAAGAACGACGUAAAAGAGAACAACAUAAUACGAAAUUAAAUCGAUUAUUAAGGAAGACGUGUUUUUACAAACGUGCCGAUUAUUCAUUUUAUAUUUUUAGUUCAAAAAAUCGAAUUCGAAUUAAGUGUCUUCAACUAACACAGAAAAAGUGGUUUGAUUAUACGAUUUUGAUAUUCAUCGGCAUUAACUGCAUUACAUUAGCCAUGGAACGACCAUCAAUCCCUCCGAAAUCUCUAGAACGGCAAUUUCUCACGUUUUCCGGAUAUGUUUUCACCGUAAUUUUCACCAUCGAAAUGAGUAUGAAAGUUGUUGCAAAUGGAUGUUUACUUGGAAAAGAUGCCUAUUUUAAAGAUGGAUGGAACAUUUUGGAUGGUGCACUGGUCAUUAUAAGUCUUAUAAAUAUUAUUUUUGAAUUGUUAGUUCAUAUAGAUUCACCAAAAAUAUUUGGUGUUAUACGUGUAUUACGGUUGCUGAGAGCAUUACGUCCAUUGCGUGUUAUUAAUCGAGCUCCUGGAGUAAAACUGGUGGUUAUGACGCUGAUAAGUAGUUUGAAACCCAUUGGAAACAUUGUUUUGAUUUGUUGCACUUUUUUCAUCAUCUUUGGUAUUCUCGGUGUUCAGUUGUUUAAGGGUAUGAUGUUUCACUGUGUUGGACCAAGUAUAAAUAAUGUCACAACAAAAACAGAUUGUCUGAUGGACCCACGGAAUCGAUGGGUUAAUCAUCGCUAUAAUUUUGAUAAUCUUGGCCAGGCACUCAUGUCACUGUUUGUAUUGUCAAGUAAAGAUGGCUGGGUCGCUAUCAUGUAUCAAGGUAUCGAUGCUACAGGUGUAGAUUUACAGCCAAUCGAAAAUUACAAUGAAUGGCGAAUGAUUUAUUUCAUUUCCUUCUUGCUACUUGUUGGAUUCUUUGUAUUGAAUAUGUUUGUUGGUGUUGUUGUGGAAAAUUUUCAUAAAUGUAAAGAAGCAUUGGAAGCUGAGAUGAAAGAACAAGCGCGAAAAAAGCGGUUGGAACGAAAAUUAAAACGACAACAAUACGAAAGCGAAUAUGGACAAAAGAAAAAAAGACGAGAGAAAUCACAACCAUACUGGCAAAGUUAUGGUCCAUCAAGACUAUUUCUGAACAAUAUUGUAACAUCAAAGUAUUUCGACUUAGCCAUCGCCGCUGUUAUUGGAGUAAAUGUAAUCUCAAUGGCUAUGGAAUUUUAUAUGAUGCCAGCUGGAUUGAAAUACGUUCUUAAAACACUAAAUUAUUUUUUUACGGCUGUCUUCACUCUUGAAUCUGCGAUUAAACUUAUAGCAUUAGGAGUUCGUCGGUUUUUCAGUGAACGAUGGAAUCAGUUAGAUAUUUCCAUUGUAAUUCUUUCUAUUGCUGGUAUCGUAUUCGAGGAAUUUGAAGCUUUAGAAUUGCCCAUUAAUCCAACAAUUAUCCGAGUAAUGCGAGUCCUUCGGAUUGCUCGAGUGUUAAAAUUGCUAAAAAUGGCUAAAGGUAUCCGAUCAUUGUUGGACACGGUUGGUGAAGCGUUACCACAAGUUGGAAAUCUUGGAUCUCUUUUCUUCCUCCUAUUUUUCAUUUUCGCCGCUCUUGGUGUCGAGUUAUUUGGUAAACUUGAGUGUUCGGAUGAACAUCCAUGUGAUGGACUUGGUGAGCAUGCUCAUUUCAAAAAUUUUGGCAUGGCAUUUCUUACAUUGUUUCGCAUAGCUACAGGUGAUAACUGGAAUGGAAUCAUGAAGGAUGCAUUGCGUGACGAUUGUGAUCCGUCAGAUCGUUGUGAAUCAAAUUGUUGUGUUGAUCCAAUAUUAGCGCCAUGUUUUUUCAUCAUAUUUGUAUUGAUCUCACAAUUUGUAUUGGUGAAUGUUGUGGUUGCUGUUUUGAUGAAACAUUUGGAAGAAAGUAACAAGAGGGAGGAGACUACCGAUGGCCAUGGAAUAGCUGGAACGGAUACCGAUGCGAACAAAACUGAUACAGAUGUUGAAGACAAUGCAGAUUCAUCACAAAAAGAUUUAGAUAAUACUCGUACUGACACAAAGAUUGAAAAAGACUGUUUAUUAGUUCAUGCAAAAUAUAUGGAAACGUGUUUACCAAAACACAAUGAACAUCAUAACGGGCAUUCUCCUAUGCUUCGAUGA
This is a messenger RNA of Brugia malayi, 5508 nucleotides long. It is a transcript of the gene Bma-cca-1, whose product is annotated as cation channel family protein. Gene Ontology annotation, molecular function: voltage-gated sodium channel activity; low voltage-gated calcium channel activity. Bases 1 to 5508 code for a protein of 1835 amino acids. Gene Ontology annotation, biological process: calcium ion import; sodium ion transmembrane transport; neuronal action potential. The record is from RefSeq and is a predicted model, not a curated record. Gene Ontology annotation, cellular component: neuron projection; voltage-gated sodium channel complex; plasma membrane. NCBI's taxonomy places the organism in Eukaryota, Metazoa, Nematoda, Chromadorea, Rhabditida, Onchocercidae. The transcript is spliced from 39 exons.